Macrobrachium nipponense is the source of this 843-nucleotide messenger RNA. RefSeq lists its product as uncharacterized. Bases 156 to 653 code for a protein of 165 amino acids. The transcript is spliced from 3 exons. The record is from RefSeq and is a predicted model, not a curated record. NCBI's taxonomy places the organism in Eukaryota, Metazoa, Arthropoda, Malacostraca, Decapoda, Palaemonidae.
UCUUUUUUUUUCUUUUUUUUUAGUUUCGUUUUGUUUUUUUAAAGCAGCUAUCCGCCAACCACAGUCAUCAAUCUCCUGGUGGACUUCAAGGGACAGCAAGCCACUGAAGCAUUUUGACUUCGCUUUGAUCCUCAGGAGAGCUUAGCGAUUUGGUCAUGGACAUAUUUUUCUCAGCCAUCUUCGUCUGCGCCUCACCUGCGAUUUCACAUGUCAGGGCGGAUGUCAACCAGGUGCUGGAUACCACCAAAGGGUUUAUUGCCCACAUUCUAUUCACCGGUGGUUCUGAAGGACCAUUUCUACGAGAUAGUACCCCAACGAAAGGAUACCUAUUGCCUGAACCUUCAGAGGAAGCUUUGGAAGACGUUACGUAUAAACUACCGUCCCGUGUCGUGGUAGCAAAUUCUUCAGAACAAGACAGUACAGGACAUGGGAAAGAAGUCUACACAGCAGAAUCACGUACAAUCAACGAAGAACGCUCCACCAAACUCGAAUAUUCAGGUGACAUUAUUUCGUCAACUCAAGGAACUCAUUCUGGACCUGGCGCAGACUCCAGUCCUUCGAAACCAGUGUCUGCAGUGCGUGCAUCCUCAGAAAGAAUAUUUUUCUCUAACCAGAGCAAAGAAUACGACAUCACGGGCUACGAGAGACUUUAGAGAAGUGCUAGGUGAUACUGACAAAUACGUAUUCUUUAGAUCCGUUUCAUUUCAAUAGAUCUUAUCCGGCUAAAGAGAGUGGAAUUAAAUUUGGUAUAAUCAACGCCCCAUUCACUGCUGAGCCAAAUAUGGAUGCCAUUCACACAGUUCAAAAUCAGAUUUCUUAUCGACACCCUAAAGCUGCCACAGA